Molecule: messenger RNA, 1260 nt
Organism: Rhagoletis zephyria (snowberry fruit fly)
Lineage: Eukaryota; Metazoa; Arthropoda; Insecta; Diptera; Tephritidae
Product: putative nuclease HARBI1
Source: RefSeq, a predicted model, not a curated record
GAGAUUUGUGGUGCAAGAAUGCGAGGAGCAAGAAGAUAAUUUUCAAAGAAUGAGCCGUCGGAAUGUGCGUGAUGCCACAAAUCCCUUGGAGCUGCCUCAAACAUUGUAAGCUUAUAGCUCAAUGUAUACAUUUCCGACGGGAAAAUUAAAAACAUAAUAACAUAAUAAUAGAAGUUUACGAAAUACUUUCGGGUGAGUAAACCUGCAUUUAAAUACCUGCUGGAAACGUGUGGAUCCUCUAUUCAGCCUGACAAAAAGCAGUGCGCUGUACCAAUAAUAAUUAAACUUAGCGCUUGUUUGCGUUUGUUUGCCGAAGGUGGACACCAGACUGGAAUUGGCAUGGAUUAUGAUGUCGGUCUGGCCCAAUCAACUUUGAGCAAAAUACUAGUCGAAAUAUUAGACGUUUUCGAAAAAGCAAUUUGCCCGAAUUGGAUAAAGGUUCCAAAAUCGGAGGAAGCAAAGGGGAAGACUGCACAAAUUUUCUAUCUGAAACACAAAAUUCCUGGAGUAACAGGAUGCCUUGACGGAACUCAUGUUCGCAUUAUUGUGCCAACCGAAAAUAAACAUUUGUACUACAAUAGAAAAGGAAACUUUAGUUUAAAUGUUAUGCUGCUUUGUGACAAUUACUUAAAUAUUCGCUACGUUGAUGCAUCACAUCCCGGUGCCUGUCACGAUUCCUUCAUUUGGGAUUCCAGUGGUCUACGCGCUUACUGUGAACAGCAAUAUUUGCAAGGUGUUACUAACUUUUGGUUCUUAGGUAAGUGAUUAGUAUUUUAAUAUAUAUAAGUUUUUAAAUUGCUUUUCUUUAGGUGAUGCCGGCUAUCCGUUAGAGCCAUGGUUAUUAACUCCACACCGAAAUCCGCACGAAGGUUCAGCGGAAAUGAAAUUUAAUGAGGUCCACUCAAAAUGCAGAAACAUUAUUGAAAUAACCAAUGGAGUUUUGAAAAAUCGGUGGAGAUGUCUACUUGGCGUACGGGAGCUUCAUUAUACUCCAAAGAAGGCAGCGAAAAUCAUAAAUGCUUGCUGUUGUUUGCAUAACAUUUGCAUAUUUUUCAAAACAGAUGAAGUUCCACAUAAUGAUACUGGUGUUUAUAUUCCGGGAAGUGAAGUGUUCUCUAUAACUUCCUUUCAAAAUUUAAAUGCAGCUCAAAUGAUAAGAACCAAUAUUGGUAACUCACUCACCUAAAAUUUAUUAAUAUUUCUGUUUUUAUUCAUUUUUACGAAGGCUUAGUUCCUUUCUCCUAUAACUAACAUAAUGGA